CGGCCGCAAUGAGACUUUGAGACCUCAUUUAUCUCACUGUCAGAAUACUGAUGAAGUUAUAGAGCUGAUUGGUGAUCAUUGUUCACUUAUUAACGUUGCUUUAUUGGAAAGUGUUGUCAAGAAAUGCAAAGUAAAAGAAGCAGAGUCAGCAAUACAGAAAUAUAAAAAUGAGAUUGAAAGCUUUCACAAAGAAGGACAACCUCUUCGGCAGUUUUUGGACCAGUACCUAGCUCCUGCCUCUCCUCUUCAGUGUGAAACAGCAACCAUUCUUGUUCAUAAAGAAGUAAAGGAUUACGAGCUAAGAGAUAUCAACGUUUUGAUGACAGUUGCCUUUGAAACAUUGGCACCAAAUGUUCAAGUACAUGUCAUUAAAAAGGGCAACUCCUUCACCAUCACUUGCUCCUUUCCUGUCCUUCUCUCUGAGUCACUUAUUGCUACUGCACUUGAUAAUAUUGACUCACUCAUUGAGAGAGGAGUAAAGAAACUAACCAUUGGAUACAGUACUGUUUAUGAUCAUGAGAAGUUCCAUGCAUUUCAACAUGAUGAAACAGCAACUUCUAAAAAUGACAUCAAGACUUAUGAAAUGAAUCAGCAGUUGUAUGCAUCAGUUUACAGCAGUCAAGGUACAACGGAGCAGUUACUAAUAUCAAGGACCAUACAACUACUGAAUAGUGAAGAGGAACUGGCUAGUAUUCAACAGCUGAAAGAGAAGAAUGAGAAACUGGAGGCUGAAAUGAAAGUAUUAUCAGGAAUGAAGUGGGAGGUAGAUCAAUUAAGAACAAGAGAAAUGGAGAAAAUUGAAAUGUUACAAGAGAAGAUUUCUGUGCAAGGUAUGGAGAUAUUAAAGAAAGAAAGCCAGCAAAAACAGCUGCAGAAGUUUUUGGAAGAAAAAGAAUUGGAAAGAAAAACUGAGCUCCAGAAAAUAGACAAAUUAUUUUACAGUUCCUUGCAAGAGAAAGACACUGAGUUACAGGAAGUCAUUCAAAUGCAGCAGGUUAAUGAUACUCAAUAUUUACAAGCAAAAAGAGUGUUAUUAGAACACUUUAUAGAGCUAUCUGUAGCAAUGGCUGUCACUCCUAACAGACUGUCUGUUGUGAAGCAGCUCUUUGAUAGUGGCCUUGUCUCUGAGACCAACUUGCAUCAAGCUACAGAAGAUGAUACUGUAUCUGGUAUUGAAAAAGGAGCUGUGCUUAUGAAAGAACUCAAAGCAUUUAUUAAUGAAAGACCUGAAUUGAUCUCUUCACUAGUUGCAGUACUUGAGGAAAAUGAAGCUUUCAAAUCAAUAGCUAAGAGGAUCGGAAAAGAUAUACCACCUACAUUAAGAAUGUACUAUGGUCAAGUACUGUAUGUAGUUAAAACACCAGGACUGGAAUGGUUGAUGAGAGUCAUUUUUGAUAGAGAUCUAAGCAGAAUUAAAACGGUAUAG
Messenger RNA from Amphimedon queenslandica, 1426 nucleotides. RefSeq lists its product as uncharacterized. NCBI's taxonomy places the organism in Eukaryota, Metazoa, Porifera, Demospongiae, Haplosclerida, Niphatidae. The transcript is spliced from 6 exons. The record is from RefSeq and is a predicted model, not a curated record. Bases 320 to 1426 code for a protein of 368 amino acids.